AUGCAUCAGUUAUCGUCCGAAGUUAAAGACAAUGAGAAAGAGAUACGACAGCUCAGUGCUCAGAUUUCUGCGCUAGAGAUGAUUGCGAGUCAGUAUGAAGUAUGCCUGCCGAAGGCUCUCAAAGUGCCACCUUUGCAAAUUCUGCUUGAUGACUGCUUCUCAUCGUUCGUUGAAAAGGUGGACUUCUCAUCGUAUGCAACCAUUACGCGAACCUUGCUCACAUGGGUAGAGCAAAUUGCAGCUCAUAACGAUCAAUUUAAGAAGACGGCUGGGCACAUGGUUACUCUCCCGUUUACACAGCGCUGA
Molecule: messenger RNA, 306 nt
Organism: Ostertagia ostertagi
Lineage: Eukaryota; Metazoa; Nematoda; Chromadorea; Rhabditida; Trichostrongylidae
Source: the annotation of a GenBank genome assembly